Archocentrus centrarchus (flier cichlid) is the source of this 1709-nucleotide messenger RNA. It is a transcript of the gene rd3, whose product is annotated as retinal degeneration 3, GUCY2D regulator. The record is from RefSeq and is a predicted model, not a curated record. The coding region runs from base 405 to 1061 and encodes 218 amino acids. Lineage: Eukaryota; Metazoa; Chordata; Actinopteri; Cichliformes; Cichlidae. The transcript is spliced from 3 exons.
AUUGUGGACAAAUAGGCUUACAAGUGUCUCUAUGGCAACCACAGAUCGUAAAGAGCCGCAUAAGCACUUCAUCAGGGGCCAUGAUCCAACGGCUCCCAUUGGAGAUGGUGCCCCCAACCUCCCGCAACAAGUAAAGGCAGGCCAGAGAGGCUCCUGGGAGGAGGAGGAGGGAAAGAGCGAGAGGUGGAGAUAAUGCUGAGAGAGGAUGGGAGAGGAGAAGAGAGAGAAACCAUUUCUCCUCUCUCUCUCUCUGAUUUUCAUUCAGCCAGUGUCUUCAACAUCCACCCAGCUCUUCUGCUUUCUGAGGACUUUGACUAUUCGGCUCUACUGUGAUUUAAUUUCUUGUGGGGUCCAAAGAACGCUUCAGAAAAAAAGAAGAGGGGACGGUGAAGGAGGACACAGCCAUGGCCUCCUGGUUCAGCUGGAACGAGCCGUAUUACCGGAGCCCCCGUCGGGACCCGGCUGACGUGGUUACCGACACCCUGAUGCUGGAGUUCAGCUGGCAGCUGAAGGAGGCUGAGAGGCAGCAAAGAGAGAGGGAGAAUGAGUACCGACGCCUGAAGACUGGGGUCGACUACAGCUGGCUGGCCAGCACACCCCGCUCCACCUACGACAUCAGCACAGGCGAGAGGCUCUGCCUGGAGGACCUCUGUGCCAAGGUGCCCCCAUCCUGCUGUGGGCUGGUCGUACUCAAGUUCAGGGAGGCCAUACAGGCCAAUGAGCCCGAGGUGCAUGAAGUGUCCAGCCUGUUCCGCUCCGUCCUCAUGGAGGCUCUGGACCACCUGAAGGAGGAGCAGGAGGCAGAGCGGCUCGCUCGCCAGUGGAACAGCAAACGUGCCAUGAGCGUUUCUCUCAUGAACUUUAGAUCCCGGAUCAAGAUCAACCCGUUUGGAAGCACAGUGGGCCUGACCUCUGCUGCGGCCGAAGGGGCGGGUCUAAGUGACCUCAAAACCGUAUCAGAGGAUGUGGAGAGAGGGAUGGGUAAGGAUGAGAGGAUGCAGAGGGUGUGGAGCAUGCCUGACUUCAGAUACAAAGGAACCAGCAGCAGUAAGAUUGUUUGAUGCAGGAGUUCACAGGGUGGAGAAGAUGAUGGUGGGACAUUACAGCAGGACUAAUGUUGUGCAGCAGUGUGUCCACUUUGCACCAGACGAGAGGAUGAGUCUGUCUAUCCUCCUGGUUUUACAGUACAGUACCAACCAGCAUUUGAUCCUGCUUUACCCUUUUAUCUGAAAGUGUCUUUUUUUUUUUCUGGUUUACCUGAAAUAUUUUUCAGUACUUGAAACGGUUUAAACUUUGCAUGAGAUUAUCACCACUUGCAGUGAUGCCUGUUCCAUUUUGCAGAGAUUUGGUGUGUAAGCACUGAGGGCUUUUCACUGUAGCCCGAUAGGGAAAUUAACAUAAUUUUAAUGGAUUCUUCCAUGAGGGAGAUGAAAGAUGUUUUAUGACUAUAAAUGUUGUACAUGCAGUUUUUGUAUAGAAGGAAAACAGUUUUAAAACAAAUGAUUCACUUAAACCAAUGAGAGAGAGUGAGUCAUGCUUUCCCUCCGAACUGCACAGAAGGAACCAGGAAUAUAAUUCAUCAUCCAAGGUCGGUGAACUGAACGCUUUCUUCCUGUGCUCUUUAUUUGCAAGAGGACGUUGGGGGGAGGCAGAAAAAAAUAAAUCAUCAAAGGCUGUCAGAUCAAAGUAAAAGCUUUCACGCAGUUUAA